Messenger RNA from Acanthoscelides obtectus, 3561 nucleotides. Lineage: Eukaryota; Metazoa; Arthropoda; Insecta; Coleoptera; Chrysomelidae. The record is from the annotation of a GenBank genome assembly.
AUGUAUUAUAGACAGAACAUCUGCGGGAUCAACAGCAACAUUGAUGCUGUUCAUCACUACCUGCAACCCAAUCGUCCCGCCGUGCUUUUCUUGGCGGAAACAAAAAUCUCAGAGUCUGCACCGAUUAACCACCUUAACUUCCCAGACUACGAGAACGGGGGAGUUGUGGCUUUUGUCCGCAGCAGUCUUUCCUGCUUCAGGGAUCUUUCUUUGGAAUCAGACCGGAAGGACAUUCUGUGGCUUCGCCUCAACUCCAAAACAUCACCCAAAUUUAUUUGCUGCCUUUAUCGCACUCCCUCGAACCAUAACUGGGAUGACCUACUCGAGUACCUCGCCGUCCAGAUCGACUUCCUGAACAUCAAUCACCCCGCUUCAGAGGUAGUCCUUCUCGAUGAUUUCAAUGCUCAUAAUGAGCUUUGGUUGGGCUCAAAUAAGACCGAUGCAGCAGGUCGUGCAGUCGAAGCGUUCGCUCUUACUCAAGGGCUGACCCAGCUGGUGACGAGCACUACUUUUUUCCCCCGCGUCUCGUCACACGCCAGUAGCCUGCUGGAUCUCCUUCUGACCACGCAUCCUGACCCUUACAGCACUGCUGUCCUGUCCCCCCUGGGUAACUCGGACUACGAACCCGCUGUGGCAGCAGAAACUCGUACAGGCCGCAAAACUUGGCAUCACGGACAUGCCGACUGGGAGGGGCUCAGAGACUUCUCCUCUAGCUUUUCUUGCAGAGAUGACUGUUUCACUGACGCGGAUGCGUCGACUGUCUUGAAAGUGCCUAGACCAGGAUCCAACGGCUGGUUUAACAAAUCGUGUGACGCUGCUCGCCAUCAGAAGAUCAAGGCACACAGAACCUUCUUGCAAAACCCCACUGCAGAGAACAGACAAGCCGACCAUGAUAUAAAAGUUAGGCACAGGGUAAUGUCGCAGCGCAAUGGCAGUCGGUCUUUCUGGACGCUGGCAAAGCAGAUUGAAAAGAACUUCUCACACAGUAACCUUCCACCACUUACGGCGGAAGUGCUAGCCAAGAUCUUUGCUGCCAACUCCACCAUGGACGUCCCCCCCAACGCCCAAGUGCCGUCCUACACUAUGCGGGAGGUAACAUUUAGGCAUAAAACCGUAAGACGAGUGCUCUUGUCGCUCGACAUCAACAAAGCUUCUGGUCCGGACUUGAUUCCUGCCAUUGUACUCAAGAGAUGUGCAGCGGAGCUUGAUCCAGUUCCUUCGCGUCCCUUCCAGAUAUCUUAUAAAUCCGGCACCUUCCCAGAAAACUGGAAAUUUGCUCAUGUACAGCCCAUCCCAAAAAAAGGAUCUAAGACCGACCCUUACAACUACAGGCCUAUAGCUCUGCUUUCUGUUAUAAGUAAAGUGAUGGAGAGGUGCAUAAAUCGCGAGCUUCUGGACUACCUCGAACGUCACAGCUUGAUUAGCGACAGGCAGUACGGUUUCCGGCACCAACGAUCCACAGGGGACCUCCUAGCUUACGUCACGCAACUGUGGAGUAAACUCAUCCAGUCUCAUUGUGAGGCUCAUGUCCGUUCGAUCAGUUGUGGCCUCCCAGAAAAGCUUUGCAGAUGGGUGGCUGACUUUAUCUCUGGCCGCAAGAUAUCCGUCGUAAUUGACGGAUUCUCCUCUUCAUCCCACAACGUCAACGCGGGAGUUCCCCAGGGAUCGGUCUUGGCUCCAACACUGUUUCUCUUACAUAUCAACGACCUCCUUUCCUGCACGAUCAACCCAAUCCACAGCUUCGCUGAUGACAGCACUCUACAUGCAGGAAUUCAGAGUGGCAAGCCGAUCUCUGCCGCUGAGCUGGAAAAAAGAAGACUAGCGAUGACUUCUUCUCUGACAAGAGACCUGGAGACUAUCACUGCUUGGGGACGCAACAAUCUUGUACAGUUCAAUGCUUCCAAAACAGAUUACUGUACUUUGACGAAAAAAAAGCGUCCUAGCGCUCGUACAGUUUCGAUGGACGGCCGAGUUCUACCAAAGAGCCAUUCAUUUCGGUUGGUCGGAGUCCAGAUCGCCGAGGACCUGAUCUGGCACGAACACAACUCUUCAAUAGCUGCAGCUGCUGGGAAAAAGCUAGGCUAUUUGUUUAGGGCUAAGAAGUACUUUUCUCCGCAUGACCUUCUCACUCUAUACAAGGCCCAGAUAAGGCCUAGCCUCGAGUAUUGCUCACACAUUUGGGGUGCUGCCGCCCCGACUACAUUAUCCAUGCUCGAUGCUGUCCAGAGGAGGGCGGUCCGACUGAUCGAUGACUCUUCUCUAACAGACAGACUCGGGACUCUUUCGCACCGGCGGGCCGUCGGCGAUCUAGCUCUUUUCUAUCGCUACACCAACGGGCUUUGCUCCUCAGAGCUCUCUUCCAUGAUGCCGCCGCGCGAUGUGCCUGCCAGACAGACCCGCCUGACUUCGGCGUCCCAUCCUAACCGUGUCAAACUUCGUACAUCCAGAACUGGCCGAUACGACCGCUCCUUUGUCCCGAGGGUGUCUAGAUUGUGGAACAAUCUACGGGAGGAAGCUUUUCCCAGUUCUACUAACCUUAGGCAGUUCAAAAAUCGUAUCAACAAAAUUUCUUUGGGAUCAUCAUCGCAGCCGCGAAAAAUGGAACUCAACCGAGAACAUUUUCGCGCCAUAAUUUAUAACAACUUUCAGAGACAAUUAUCGCAACAAGAAUACCUUGCUGAGUUUCUGUCUGUUUUCGGCAACGAAGCCCCACAUCAGCCGACAAUUUCCUGUUGGUAUGGAGAAUUCAAACGUGGACGGGUGAGUCUUAGCGACGAUCUAAGGGUGGGUGCACCAAAAACGGCAGUCACAAAAGAAAACGUUGAUGCUGUGCGCAAACUCAUCAUUGAAGAUAGUCAUGUGACAUAUCGCGAGAUUGAGGAGUCCUUGAAGAUUUCAAAGACCUCAAUUCAAAAAAUUUUACAUGAAGAAUUAGGAGUAAGAAAAUUAGUUUCUCGUUGGAUACCCCACCUGUUGACUGAAGAGCAGAAAGCCUACAGCAUUGUUAGUGGUGAUGAAUGGUGGAUUUACUGUUAUGAACCAGGAAAUAAACGACAGUCGGCUGUUUGGGUGUUCCAAGGUGAAGAGAAGCCAACAAAAGUCAUCCGUUCUCGAAGUGUUUCGAAAAAGAUGGUCGCGACAUUUGUGUCAAAAGCGGGUCAUAUUGCAACAAUUCCUCUUAAUGAGCAAAGAACUGUUACUGCGGAUUGGUAUACCACCAUUUGUUUGCCAAAAGUCAUCACCGAACUUCGAAAAAUCAACCCCGAAAGAAGAAUCAUCCUCCACCAAGACAAUGCAAGCUCGCACACAGCCCAAAAAACAAGGCAGUAUUUAACGGAAGAAAACGUUCCUGAUCUAAGUCCUAACGAUUUCUUUACUUUCCCAAAAAUUAAAAACAGACUGCGUGGUCAAAGGUUCCAGUCACAAGAAGAAGCAGUUGACGCAUUCAAAAAUGCCGUUUUGGAUCUGUCAGCAAACGAGUGGAUUAAGUGCUUCGAAAAUUGGUUCGAGCGCAUGCAGAUGUGUAUUAAUCUUCGUGGAGAAUACUUCGAAAAACGAUAA